AUGAGGCCUAGAAGAGAUGUCGUGGACUUCAACAUGACAAGCGCGCCUCGCGAGCAUCUGAGACAUUUCACUUUCUCGCCUGUUGCAACUAGCCGGCCGCCUACGAGCUCUGGACCCACACCCCUGCCUUCCUUGCCCCACUCCCCGAGUCUUUCUGCCGCCGCCUCGGGCGCAAAGACGGGAGCUGCAGAAGACAACAUCGCUACAGGGCUUGUUGAAGAGGCUACCGACGGCGAGAAAACAGCUGCUCCACAUUAUGAGCAAGCGCUUGGAGACGAUUGGACGUGGGGAAUGGCCGUCGGCGGCAAGACGCCAGCUACAGCAACGGGCCAGCAAUCCCGUCACCUGAAAGAGACAAGCGCUCGCUCCUCACCGGCGAGAUGGUGGCGUAGAAGUAUUGCGCGGCAAGAUGUCGAGGGCGGACGAACUACGUUUGGUAGCAACAGCAGCAGCACCGUCGACGAGCACCACGUCGAAUCUUUGGGCAGCACACUGAAUCGUCAAGCUAGCGUCUUGAUGUUGCUCUACCCGGCCGCCUACUGUCUCCUCUUCUCCGUCUCCAUCAUUCGCAUCAUCACGGAUCUUGCGGAUCCCGCACCUGGUCACAGACCGAAAGACCCAAAUGGCGCGUUGAGAGCCAUCUCUCGAUGGUUCGUCUUUGCUCAAGGGGCUUUCGACGCAAUCAUUUUUCAAAUUGUUGAGCGCCAAUUCAGAUCGAGGAUGAAACGCCGUCGACAAAAGGCUGCAGGCGAGGCAGUCGAUCCGAGCAUUCUCUCGCGCGUGAGGAACUUUUUCGUUCCUUCUACGGCUAGAUGA
Ceraceosorus bombacis is the source of this 816-nucleotide messenger RNA. Lineage: Eukaryota; Fungi; Basidiomycota; Exobasidiomycetes; Ceraceosorales; Ceraceosoraceae. The record is from the annotation of a GenBank genome assembly.